GUCAGCUCCGGGACCGGGGCAGCAGCGGGAUGGGGAGGGGGUGGCUCCGGGACAGGGGGGAGCAGCCCCAGCCGCGGAGAGGGGUACGGGCUGUCCGUGCUUCCCCUGCACCCGCGGCGAGGCCGGGCGGGACGCGGCGGGCGCGACCUUGUCGGCCGCAGGGUCGCCCCGGCCACGCCGCUUCCGCCGCCGGCGGGUCUCGGGCCGCUCGGCUCCUCCCCGGGGGGGUUCGAGGCUGUCGGGGCGCCCUCCCCGCCCCGGCCCCGCCCCGGCCCCUCCGCUGCCGGGACUUGGGGCGGGGCGGGGGCUGCGUGCGGGCUCGGGAGGCGCCGCGGGGCGGGGGUCCCCGCUUCUCCUCUUCUUCUUUUCUUUGCCCGCUGACGGCUCCGGCUCAGACCUCGUCUCGGAGCCUCCCGCGGCCCCCAGUUUUCCCUACACAAAAUGGAAAGGUUGCUAUAGUGACUGGAGGUGCUAAAGGAAUUGGUUACCAAACUGUGAAGCAUUUGGCAAGACUUGGCAUGCACGUUAUAAUAGCUGGAAACAGUGAGAGUGAAGGCCAAGAAGCGGUGAGGAAAAUACAAGAAGAAAUUUUGACUGGAAAAGUGGAGUUUUUAUACUGUGAUUUGGCUUCCAUGAAGUCUAUACGGCAAUUUGUGCAGCGGUUUAGAGCAAAGGAUUGUCCACUCCAUGUCCUGGUGAAUAAUGCUGGGGUGAUGCUGGUCCCUGAAAAGAAGACAGAGGAUGGGUUUGAGGAGCACUUCGGCUUGAACUACUUGGGACACUUCCUGUUGACUAACCUCCUCUUGGAUGCGCUGAAGCAAUCAGGAACGCACAGUCACAAUGCUAGGAUCAUCACUGUCUCAUCAGCCACCCAUUAUGUAGGCAAAUUGCACCUGAACGACUUACAAAGCAGAUGUUCGUAUUCACCCCAUGGAGCCUAUGCCCAAAGCAAACUUGCCCUUGUGUUAUUUACCUAUCGACUACAGCAUCUUCUGACUGCAAAUGGAAGCUAUGUGACUGCUAAUGUAGUAGACCCUGGAGUAGUGAAUACUGACCUCUACAAGCAUGUCUGUUGGGUUGUAAAAGUGGUCAAAUGGAUGACAUCCUGGCUGCUUUUCAAGACUCCAGAGGAAGGAGCCUCUACAAGCAUCUAUGCAGCAGUAUCACCUGAGAUGGAAGGAGCUGGUGGCUGCUACCUUUACAAUGAGGAAAGGACAAAAUCGGCUGACGUAGCAUAUGAUGAGGAGCUGCAGAGAAGGCUCUGGACAGAAAGCUGCAAGAUGGUUGGGAUUUUUGAUGAGUCUAGCAGAGUUCUCUAGAAAAAGCCACUUCUGACUGGGUAAAUGAAAUGCAUUGACAUGCAUCAUAGGCAAAUUCUUCCAGCGUCAGUCAUAAUCCUGGAAAUCACUGUUCAGUCCCAAAGGCAAACAUGAACAACUCUGUUCUUCGCUUGAACCCCUAGUCUGCUAGGGUGUGGGGGGAGUAUUCCCACGGAAAGAUGUAGUGGUUGGUUUUAAAUCUAACCAUCAGUUUUGUAAAUCAUUAUGUUUCAGUCUGUGAUUAAAAUACAAUCUUUAACCUUGUGCAGAGUUG
This is a messenger RNA of Cuculus canorus (common cuckoo), 1593 nucleotides long. It is a transcript of the gene DHRSX, whose product is annotated as dehydrogenase/reductase X-linked. The record is from RefSeq and is a predicted model, not a curated record. The coding region runs from base 30 to 1319 and encodes 429 amino acids. The transcript is spliced from 7 exons. Lineage: Eukaryota; Metazoa; Chordata; Aves; Cuculiformes; Cuculidae.